AUGGAACGUAAAAAAUCAUUCAUAACCCACAAUAAUAAUGCUGCAUCAAGUAAUUCAAGUAACAUCAAGGGGUUGCAACUGUUUAUUGCUGACUUGAGAUCUACCCAACAAUCAGAAGAACAAGAAAAGAGGAUCCAAGCGGAGAUAGUUAAGAUCAAACAGCACUUUAACUCAAAAGAUCAUCAUGAUAAAUUGGGUGGCUAUCAAAGAAAAAAAUAUAUUGCCAAGUUGGCAUAUGUGUACAUCACUUCAAAUACUACCAAACUAAAUGAUAUUUUAUUUGGGUUGGAUCAAACUGUAGAAUUGUUAAAGUCCAAUGUCUUUUCUGAAAAACUCAUGGGAUAUAUGACUUUGGAAUUGUUAUACGAGCAUCGCAAUGUCAUUGAGAAGAUCAAUGACAAAGUUGAAUAUCAAUUGAACAAAGAUCUGGUCGGUAACAAUGAUAACUUUACGUCAUUGGCCUUGAAUUUUAUUGGGGUGGUAGGUCUGCUCUCAAGUCAAAUGGGAUUCAAUGAAGAAUUAGUGUCUAAUGUAUUCCAAAUAUUAAGGUCUCCUACAUCUUCUCAAAACUUGAAGAAAAAAUCUGCAUUAGCAUUUUUGACGCUUCUAAAAGCUAAUCCAGCCAUCCUUACAGAAGAUUCUCAAAGGAAGCAAUUAUGGAUUCAGAGGAUCACCAAUCUCUUGGAUGACACCCAGAAUUAUAGAUUGACACUGACCAUUUUACCUUUAGUGGAAUUUAUUACGAGGAAUAUAGACCCCAACUGUUGUACAAGAUUGUUACCCCAACUGACCCAAAUUCUUUAUGAUUGUGUGGUCUUAGGAACGUCAUCGUCAAGGGUGAACCAAUUCCCUUUGGAGUACAAAUUUGCCAAUAUUCCAAAUCCUUGGUUAAUCACGAAGAUCGUAUCUUUAUUGAGUUUAAUGAUUAUGUCCCCAAAUGAAUCUGAUACUAAUGUACAAAACACAGCUAUGUUACAUACUGAUAAUAUUGAACCAGAAAUUUUAAAUAAAUUGAGAAGCUGUGUUACAGAAGCUAUCAAGUUAGGUACAAAAGCAUGUAAUGACCCCAUGGAAAGAAUUGUUCAAAAUACUGUAUUAUUUUCUUUAAUUAAUUUUGCAUCUAAGCUGGAUCCGUCACCUGAAGCCAUAAAGAACUCUGUAGUGGCAUUAUGCUCAUUAUUAUCAUCUCCUGAAAUAAAUGUUAGAUACUUAACUUUAGAUUCAUUGGUCAAGUUAUGCUCUUUGAGUGGAAAACCUGCUAUUGAUGCUGUUCGUUAUGAUAACCUUAAUAUCAUCCUUAACUUAUUGAAGCAUGAACGAGAUGCAUCAAUCAUAAGAAAAAUUGUGGAUCUUUUGUACACGUUUACUGAUUCAGAUAAUGUUAAAUUAAUUGUUGAUCAAUUAUUGAAUUUUGUCACCAAUUCGAAGCAUGUUAAUGAUCCUCAUAUUAAAUCGGACAUUGCUGUCAAGAUUGCCAUCCUAACCGAAAAAUACGCUACAGACCCGAAUUGGUUUGUUAUAAUUUCUUUGAAAAUUCUAUCCUUAACAACCUCUAGUGCUUCAUUCAAUGAUGAUGAGAUUUGGCAGAGAUUAUGUCAAAUUGUUGUGAAUAAUCCCUACUUACAAAAAAUUACAUGUGAAAAACUACUUGAUUAUCUCUAUGAAAAUGAAGUUUCCGAAUCCAUUAUUAAAACUAGUGCAUUUUUAUUAGGUGAAUAUGCGAACCAAAUCACUGAUAGUGUGUCAAUACCUGAACUUUUCAAUCUUUUUACCGAUAAAUACUUCAUCGUCUCCAAUUUAACAAAGGCAAUGAUUUUAACCAUUAUGGUUAAACUAUAUAUAUUUGCACCUGAGAUCGGAUCUGCAGUGAUUAAGUUUCUUCAAUUAGAGUUGAACUCUCUAGAUAUUGAACUACAAACAAGAUCAUUUGAAUAUUUGAAACUAAUCCAGUUGGCAAAGGUGAAUGGAGGUGAUAUCAAUCUGUUAAGAACCCUUUUUGCUCCUAUUCCUCCUUUUAAUACUAAGGCUAACCCAUUAUUGAAGAGGCUUGGAAGUCUCCCAUCUACUGCGGGCAACACAUUGGCAGAAGCUACGCCACCUUCAUCUUCGAGUCCAUUGCCAAGUGAUACCACCGCCUCAACAACGGUAUUAACACCCUCAAACAAGAUGCCACCAAUUGCACCUGUUUCUCGAAUGAAUACUCAAAAAACACAAGAGCAAUAUUAUUCGGAGCAAAUAUUGUCACCAAAUUGGAAAGAAGGUUUCGUGAGAAUGAUCCUACACAAACAAGGUAUCCUUCAAUCCACACCAUUAAUAAAAAUAAUUUAUAGAAUUACUGCCCCAGAUCCCACUCAACUAUCAGAACUAAGAAUUUCUUUGACGUUCAUAAAUCAAACUGAAUGGGAUAUUACAGGUCUUUCCACGGAGAUUAUUCCUCAUCGUAUACAGGAUAAUCCAGAAUAUGUCAUCACAAAGAAGGAAAUACCGUCAAAUGCCUCAAUUCAGCCACAGAAGAGAUCUGAGCAAAGCUUUGAGCUUAUUGUAAGGAAACCAUUCGAUGUGGAACUGAGUCCCAUUUUACUAGUCCAUUUUAAAUGUGGUGGUAGCGUAAAUGUCUUAAAGUUGAAGGCCGCAGUCGGUGUAACAAGCACUUUGGGACCAAAUCCACAACAUGUGACUGAAUUACCAGAAUUUAUUCAACGAUGGAAAGUACUAAGUUCUGCUUUGGGUAAAGAUGGAGAAUGUGUAAUUGAUGGUAUAACAUUGAAAAGAGAGUCUAGUGUCCUUGAAGAUAACGUGGAGGAUGCUGUACUUUUAAUGAAACAGACCAUGAAACGUGUAGGAUUUGAUAUUGUAGAACAAGGAAAUGUUAACAAUACAAUAUUUGCAUCAGGAAUAAUUCAUACAAAGAGUGAUGGUAACUUUGGAUGUCUCGUCAAGGUUAAAUAUCAAGAUAAUGGGAAAAUUAGUAUCACAUGUAAAACCACCAAAGCGGGUCCACUAGCAACAUAUAUUGCAGAAUGUAUUAGGUACACAUUAAUGAAAUAA
Naumovozyma castellii is the source of this 3048-nucleotide messenger RNA. It is a transcript of the gene APL3, whose product is annotated as Apl3p. The transcript has a single exon. The record is from RefSeq and is a predicted model, not a curated record. Lineage: Eukaryota; Fungi; Ascomycota; Saccharomycetes; Saccharomycetales; Saccharomycetaceae. The coding region runs from base 1 to 3048 and encodes 1015 amino acids.